Messenger RNA from Nerophis lumbriciformis (worm pipefish), 885 nucleotides. The record is from RefSeq and is a predicted model, not a curated record. NCBI's taxonomy places the organism in Eukaryota, Metazoa, Chordata, Actinopteri, Syngnathiformes, Syngnathidae.
AUGCCCGCCUCGCCACCCGACUUUGGCGCCUUCUUCGUGGACCGGAGCGUGGGGAUGAUGGCCAUGGGGCCCCCUGACCCCGGAUACCUGGGAGCUCAGCAGCAGCACGUCGGGCUCCCCAUGGCCUAUACGGGACUACAUGGAUACAACUUGAUCCCCUUGGCAGCCCACCACCACCAUAGACAUGUCACACACAUGGGUACCACCUUUGACUUGAAGACCGCCACCUCUCCCUACCAUAACGCGCUUCUGGCCCGUGCAGGCCCUUUCUUCCCACCCUACCGGGCCAGCCCAAUAGAGGAGCCCGGACGCGGGGGGGCCAAGGUCGCUACUCGCGAAAGCACGGGGGCACUGAAGGCGUGGCUGGGCGAGCACCUGAAGAACCCGUACCCCACCAAGGGCGAGAAGGUCAUGCUGGCCAUCAUCACCAAGAUGAGCCUGACGCAGGUCUCCACCUGGUUCGCCAACGCGCGCCGCCGCCUCAAAAAGGAGAACCGCGUCAGCUGGGCCUCCUCCAGGUCCAAGUCGGACGAGGAAGACGAGGAGCGGGAGACUGAGGACGAAGAAGAGGAGGAGGACGAGGGGCCUUUGAGGAGGUGUGAUGCAGACGGCCAGAAUGAUGCAACACAGCCGGCUAGCGAGAGUGUGGUGGACGUAGGGGUGACAUCACAGGACGGGGGUGAAGGGGCACGCGUGCAGGCCCCUCCAGAAACCAAAGACACCCAGAAACCCAAAAUCUGGUCGCUCGCCGAGACUGCCACAUCGGAGACGGUGAAGAAACCGGCGGACCACGCUUACCAGUCCGCGGGAAGGAUGUGGGCUGAGUGGGCCGCCAGGAGCGCGCUCCUGGUGCCCGACUGUUACGCCGCCCAUAAAAACCACUAA